This is a messenger RNA of Hermetia illucens (black soldier fly), 543 nucleotides long. RefSeq lists its product as uncharacterized. The record is from RefSeq and is a predicted model, not a curated record. Bases 13 to 543 code for a protein of 176 amino acids. Lineage: Eukaryota; Metazoa; Arthropoda; Insecta; Diptera; Stratiomyidae. The transcript is spliced from 4 exons.
CCAUCCAUAACAAUGCAAUUCGUCCAUAUAAGUAUAAUGACGGUGUUUAUCAUAUCUCUUGCAUAUGUUUGCACUAAACCUUUAAGUUUUAGAAUGCUUAAAAUUGAGUGCGUACCUUACGAUCCAGCUCUGACAAACAUAAGUUGCUCUAUACGCAAUCACGGUACUGCCCAAAAUGCGGCUGAUGUCGAGUGUUUCAUGGGACGUCCUUUAAAUGACAUUUUGAUACACAUGGCAGUGUGGAAAAAACUCAAUGGUAACUUUAUCCUAACGCCGAUAAAUAUGACAAUAAAUGCUUGCCAAUACUUAAGUAAAAAUGCAAGGGUUCCAUUUCAUGCUAACUUAAUCAUGAAAUGGGUGCAGUCAUUUUCUAACAUAAAUCAUACAUGCCCUUAUUCCGGCCAUAUUUUCGUAAGAAACUUGAGAACAGACAACUUUAGAAUGAUUAUUCCAGAUGGAGAAUAUCGAAUGGAUGUAAAGUUGUAUGAAAAAUCCUUUUCGCAUCCAAUAAUUUUGGUACGUGGGUUUGGUAAAAGGAUAUGA